AUGACUUCGUUUCGCUCAGACGCUGCUUCACAUUCAACGGAGCAAAUUAGGCGUUGCGAGGGGGUCGUGCUCCCUCUCUCCCUCUCGCUCUCCCACUCCUGCGUGGUGCUUUCCCCUCAUUCCUGCAUAAUUUGCACCACGCACGUCACGUUGCGCGGAUCGCGCAGGUCGCGCGGGUCGCGCGGCACAUUCGACGGCGUCAAGGGGCACGUGCGAGCAGCUCUGCGCGCCCCACUGGAUGAUGCUGCGCCGCCCCACGUGAGCCCCCUCAAUCCCUCCCGCCCUCCCUCGCCGCCUCCCUCCCUUGCUCCCUCAUUCCUCCCAACGCACGGCUCCCUCUUCCCUGUCCCCCCUGCUCCCCACCCACCCACUCUUUCCCUCAUCCCCAUGCUGCAGAGGCCCUCGUUACAAGAACACUCGCUGUGUCACACACCGCUCCACACGCAUUGCCUCCGUCAGAAGCCAGCGCGCCCCCCACACACGCUGCAGUGCCGCAGCAGCAGCAAGCGCGCCUCUCUGCCGCCACCUGCCUGCCUGACCCACCCGGGGCGAGUGGGUGCCAGCCGCUCUCCGCCACACCCCGUGUGGCCUGCUUUCUACACUCCCAGGAUCCAGCAGAGCAGGGGUAUGGCUGGGAGUGCUGUUGGCGCUGCUGCGGGCGCAGCAGAUAGCGCUGCAGCAGGGGGGCCAGCUGGGGCAAGUGGUGCGGAGGGCGCAGAGGGGACCGUGGCACAGGGAACAGCAGAGGGAGGCGCCACAGGCGCGCAGGAGAAGAGUGGGGCAGGGAAGGGGGCACUGCAGGGGAGCGGGGAGGGGCAGGGGCAAGGGCAGGGCGAGGGCAAGGGGGAGGGCGAGGGCGAGGGGGAGGGUGGGGAAGCGGGAGGGGCGGGGGAGGAGGAGGAGCCGUUGGUGCAGCACGUGGUGAUUCGGCGCGACCUGAUGGAGGCGCUGCAGUGGCCGCUGGGGUCCGUGAUCACACAGGGCUGCCAUGCCAGUGUGGCUGUGCUGUGGCAGCACCGCGAUCACCCCAACGUGCUCAAGUACUGUGGCCAGCUCGACUCCAUGCGCAAGGUGACACUAGAGGUGAAGGGGGAGACGCAGCUGUUGAACCUGUCCAAGAAGCUGCAGGAGGCGGGCAUCACGCACCGUGCCAUGGCAUGCAGCCCGCCGCGCAGCACAGCCUUUCUCAAAGGCGCAAUCAGUGUGUACCCUCGACCUCCGCGCGUGUUAUCUAGUCCUCUUCCACGCGCACGUUUGAGCCUUGCUAAGGGAAACGACGACAUUCUUUGGUUGGAAUUCUUCCGGUCGCAGACCCCUCAGCAGCCGUCGCACAUCGUCGCACGGACUUUCGUGCGAUGCGAUGCAGCUCGCCAGGGUUCGUCUCGUCGCCAGAGUCACCAAUCAGUGAGCGCGGGCGCGACAUCGCGGACCAAGGGGGUGAGAAGCCCUGCCGGGGCGGCGACCGCGGAGCGACUACGGGUGCGGAAGGAGGGCAGCGCGCCGAGGAAAGCGGAGGCACCCGCGCCGGGUGCUGGGCGCGCCAAGGGCGAGCUUGACGCAUUCGAGACUUGGCUGUGCGGCGAAGAGGCGCACAGGGAGAGCGUCAAGGGGGAGAAGGACGGCAGCGGCAGGGGCGCAGGCAGACACAGGGGCGGCCCAGCGCAACCGUCGGCGGCUCCGACGGCCACGUCUUCGCAGAGAGCGGCGCAACCGCGCCAGCAGAAGGUGAGCGGCAGCGACCGCGCGAGCCAGAAAACGGGGCAAUCAGCCCCAGCUGAGAUAAAAAAGCCUGCGGAGGGUCGCGCGGCUCGAGGCGGAGCGACGCACUCCGCCUCGAACGCGCAGCAGAACAAAGCUGGCGAGGCCCCGCGCUGCCGUGGCAGCAACGGUUGCCGGCCCAGCACUGAUGGGGCCACCAGCACCAGCUGCAGCAGCAGCUGCGGCAGCGUUGGGUGUACAAAGGUCGGGGCAGAACUGCCCAAGCAAGGUCGGUCUACCGGUGGUGAGGCUCCGUCUCCCCGAACCAAUCGACAGGCUAGGCGGGCUCGGAACUCGUAUGCCUCGCUGGCUGACGUGGCAAUGGCCGGCAUGACGUGGAUAGCCGGGCCAGAGGGGGUUAAGAUCGAGGGAAGCGUGCAGCGGUGGAGGGAGGGCGAGGGGCGGGAGAGGCGCGUGCUGGUGGAGCGCGCAGUCGUGUCGCUGCAGCUCUUCCUGCCGCUCUCGCUCGUCGACCUGUCGCUGCGUGCCAUGUGGCAGGGGAUCAUCAAUAAAUGGCCUGGCUUGUGUGCGAGCUGGGUGGGAGCGGCAGUGCAGGCGGCUUCUGGUGUAGGCUGCUGGUUCUCGCGACUGAGGGCGUGGUGUGUGGUGCUCGGCGCGCUGCGAGCAUUGCAUCUGCUGCUCUGGGCGGUCAAGCCCAGGCCGUGUGCCGCAUGA
This is a messenger RNA of Closterium sp. Naga37s-1, 2433 nucleotides long. Lineage: Eukaryota; Viridiplantae; Streptophyta; Zygnematophyceae; Desmidiales; Closteriaceae. The record is from the annotation of a GenBank genome assembly.